CUGCUGCAAGGCUUGUAAACUAGGAACAAGGAAGCAGAUGAAAUGUAAGAGAUGUGGGUUUCAGUUUUCCUGUGAACAGUGAGAUAUGAUGAAAGCGGCUUUUCAAAGCAGAUGUACAGUUUACUGUGAAGAGAGAUGGCUACAUACAGAACAGUGGUGGCACUGCUCUCCUGUGUUGUGGUCCUUUUUCAAGGGUGUGAGUCAGAUGUGAAAUGCAGGAAUGACAAUGGAGUCGAGGUUGACUGGUAUAUUUUAUACAAGUUACCCAAUGUGAAAGAUGGCGGUUUGUCGUAUCUGUACAUGGAUGAGAGCACCGGUGGAUGGAGACUCAGCACAGAGAAAAUCAACAGUAGAUCUGGCGCUCUGGCGAACACCCUGAAACCUCUUCUAGACUUCUACAACAGAAAGACUGAAGGCUUUGGAUACAUGCUCUACAAUGAUCAACCUCCAGAUCCAUAUAAGGCUCCGUCAUCAUUUGGUCACAGUAAAGGAGUCGUGAUGUUGGACAGACGAACUGGAGUCUGGCUCUCACACAGUACACCAAGAUUUCCAACAUAUCACAGUAAAGUCUUCUGGCCAGAAAGUGGACAUGCUAACGCUCAAACAUUUAUGUGUGUGACUUACUCCCACAAUGAAUUCAGAGAAAUAGGGUUGCAGCUCAUGUACAUCCACGCUUAUUCAUAUGACUCUGACAUACCAAAAACCUUUCAUGAUGAGCUGAGAUGUGUUGCUCAGCGAAGCUGCUACCCAAAGAAGAAACCCUGGUUUAGAGAGAAGAUGCUGACUUCACUGAACGGACGACCGUUCCACAGCUUUGCAAAAUACAAACGUUUUGGAGAUGAUCUUUACUCUGGCCUCAUUGUAAACAGUUUGAAUCAGGAUCUGUAUGUCAAGAGCUGGGGAAAGAUGCGUCGUCCUCUUCCUUCUAACUGCAGCAUCCCUCAUCAUGUGUACAAUGUGGAGGAAGUACAGCCUCUCAACAUGCAGCCCUUCAGUGACACUGUAGAUCACUCCAAGUGGUGUGUGACACCUGGUGGUAGCUGGACCUGCAUCGCUGAUAUGAACAGGGAAGAGAGUCAGAUGGACAGAGGUGGAGGAGCUAUAUGCACCAAUGACGUUACAGUUGGAGAGGCUUUCUACGCAUUAAUCAAAAAGCACGAACCAUGUGAACAUGAAUUUACUGUUCAACACCAAGAGCUUUAAAGACACAACGAUCAUUGAAAUGUGAAGAAAAGAGAAGUUUUUUUGGUCUAUGUUCACCCCUGUCUUUUGUAGUCUGUAGGAUGUAUUUUUAUUAAUGAAAGACUGAUAUGUUUUUAAUCUUUUAAAUCAUGUUUUAAGCAUUAAAAGAAAUAAACAGGACUGAAUGAUUAUA
Lates calcarifer (barramundi perch) is the source of this 1375-nucleotide messenger RNA. RefSeq names its product deoxyribonuclease-2-alpha. The transcript has 7 exons. Lineage: Eukaryota; Metazoa; Chordata; Actinopteri; Centropomidae. Gene Ontology annotation, biological process: apoptotic DNA fragmentation. The coding region runs from base 136 to 1203 and encodes 355 amino acids. Gene Ontology annotation, molecular function: deoxyribonuclease II activity. The record is from RefSeq and is a predicted model, not a curated record.